UUUAACAAUAUUUAAUUUCUUCUGUUCAAUAUGUUAGUUAAGAUUUUACCAUAGCACAAUACUCUCAAGGAUUUUACAAUAUACUAAAUUUCUUGUGUAGUUUCAGAAAAUGCAGGCCCUCAUCGCAUUCGCGGUCGUUUUCGUAGCUGCCACAGCCCAAGAGUAUGAUCACCAUCCCUAUGAAAUCUUAUUCAACAACUAUGAACUGAUCCCAGAGUCUUACGUCGACCCGCAAGUAGGGUUGAGGUACCGUAGAGACGUCACUAUAGACCACAAGACUGACAACGGUCGUGUUUUUGGCACCCUCGGACAAAACGAUGAUGGAUUAUUCGGUCGUGCGGGCGUAGAGCGUAAUAUCUUCAACGACGCACGCGGUCGUCUGGAUGCGCAAGCGCAUGGCACACGAACAAUCGGCCCCAUGGGCGGGUCCAGCGCACUCGGUGGAUCGCUCAACUGGCGUAACGACAACGCAGCCGCCUCCUUCGACGUCAGCAAGCAAAUACACGGCCCCACCUCGUGGUCUGCUGCUGGCGGCGGUCGAUGGCCGGUCGGUAAGAACGGAGAUUUCGGCGUGGACGGCACCUACAGUCGGUUUGGAGGUAUGAAAGAUUAUGGUGCACGAGGAGUUUUCAAUUACCGUUGGUAAAAACAAAAAUACCUUCAUAGCCUUGUACAAAUAAAUACCAUGUACAUACAUAUCAAAUCAAUAGCAAUAAGCAUUAAAUGUACAUACGUUAAAUAAUUAUUUAUUGAGAACCAAAAGUUAAAUUUAUUUAAGACAUAAUAAAUUAAGUUUUAUAUAAGAAUAUAUAUUGUAAAUAGUCAAAGAAUAAAACAAUUUUAUAAAUAACUAAGCUUUCAUUUUAUUGAUUAGUGGUAUGACGUGAAAACUUCGGAAUAUAAGUAAACAACAGAGAGCAGCGCCUGAUCAAGAGAUUUGACCAAUUAUAACGACGCGCCCUCUUCGCAAAUAUGCGCAAAUUUCUUUUGCGUACUUUUUCGUUUGUCCCUGAGACGGGAUUCGAGCCCACGACCUUUUACCAUCCGGGCGACUGCUCUAACCACUGAGCUAUACAGGACCUAACAGGAAUGUCGAAUUUUUCAAACACAUAACUUUUGCGCUACUACA
Diatraea saccharalis (sugarcane borer) is the source of this 1129-nucleotide messenger RNA. Lineage: Eukaryota; Metazoa; Arthropoda; Insecta; Lepidoptera; Crambidae. The record is from the annotation of a GenBank genome assembly.